Messenger RNA from Coregonus clupeaformis (lake whitefish), 3079 nucleotides. RefSeq names its product signal transducer and activator of transcription 1-alpha/beta. The transcript is spliced from 26 exons. The coding region runs from base 453 to 2750 and encodes 765 amino acids. Gene Ontology annotation, molecular function: DNA-binding transcription factor activity, RNA polymerase II-specific; RNA polymerase II cis-regulatory region sequence-specific DNA binding. NCBI's taxonomy places the organism in Eukaryota, Metazoa, Chordata, Actinopteri, Salmoniformes, Salmonidae. The record is from RefSeq and is a predicted model, not a curated record. Gene Ontology annotation, biological process: type I interferon-mediated signaling pathway; defense response; regulation of transcription by RNA polymerase II.
CACUGUAUGUUCCUGAAAAAAAAAUACCUACUUGGAAUUUGAGCUAGUUUCGUUUCCGGCUGUUUCCUAUGUGGCGCUGCACUAUCUACUUUCGCUUUCUCGGAAACCACAUGGUUUCUACACAGCCGUUCCAUCAUUUUUGGCCACUCCCGCCGACAGAACCUGCAGAGCGCUUGCUAAGAUAAAUGAAGGCUGAGGGAGGUUGCUCGAAAAGAACAGCGGUAAAACGCGCAUUGGACUUUCAUUGGUUCUCUACUGACCCGUAUGGGUUGUGCCAAUAAACAGCUGUUCAUGUGAAAGUUGAUCUUUACAGAAUUAUUUUAUUGGCAAUAGCCUGCCUACCUAAAUGUUCACAUGUUUUCUGAAGCACAAGGCUGGGGAAGUUAUUGGAGGAACCUUUUCCCAUCUAUCUUGACUUCACCUUUUUAGUACCGUUUUCAACAUUAAUCAAGAUGGCACAGUGGUUACAGCUGCAGAAAUUAGACUCCAAGUACCUGGAGCAGGUGGACCAGCUGUAUGAUGAUACUUUCCCUAUGGCGAUCCGCCAGUACCUCAGUGCCUGGAUCGAGAGCCAUGACUGGGACAUGGUGGCCACCAGUGUUUCCCUGGCGACGGUCCGUUUCCAUGACCUCCUGGGCCAGUUGGACAACCAGUACAGCUGCUUCGCCUUGGAGAACAACUUCCUGUUGCAACACAAUAUACGCAAGAUUAAACGCAACCUGCAGGACCACUUUCAGGCGGACCCUUUGCACAUGGCCAUAACUAUAUGUAACUGUCUGAAAGAGGAGAAGAAAAUCCUGGCAUCCGCCUUAAAAAAAGAGGAAAACGUUGGGUCCACACAAAAUAAUGUGGUGUUGGAGAAACAGAAAGAGCUGAACAACAAAGUCAAAGACCUGAGGAACCAAGUUCAGGAUGCAGAGCAGGAGAUUAAGUCACUGGAGGACCUACAGGAUGAACAUGACUUUAAGAAGAAGACCCUGCAGAACCGAGUGGAACAAGAGGUGAAUGGGAUGACACUGUCACUGGUGGUACAGAAAGAGAUCCGUGAAGAGGAGAUGGUCAUCAGUGCGAUGUUCAUCAAACUCAACAUAACCAGAGAGGCGGUGGUGCAUCAGAUAGCUGACAUCCUGAACUUGGCCGAGCAGAUCCAGUACACCCUGGUGAUGGAGGAGAUGCCUGAAUGGAAGCACAGACAGCAGAUUGCGUGUAUUGGUGGUCCACCUAAUGCCUGUCUAGACCAGCUACAAACCUGGUUCACUGCAGUGGCAGAGGGCUUACAGCAGGUACGCCAGCAGCUGAAGAAGCUUCAGGAGCUGGAACAGAAGUACACAUACGAGAAAGACCCCAUCGCUCAGGGAAAAAGCACUCUGGAGGAACGCGCUCUCGUCCUGUUCAAGAACCUCAUUGUCAAUUCUAUGGUGGUGGAGAGACAGCCCUGUAUGCCCACUCAACCCCAAAGACCUCUGGUGCUGAAGACUGGGGUGCAGUUCACUGUCAAAAUCAGACUGCUGGUGAAGCUUCAGGAAUUCAACUACCAGCUCAAAGUCAAAGCUCUGUUUGACAAGGACGUCACUGAGAGGAAUUCAGUGAGAGGGUUCCGGAAAUUCAACAUCUUAGGAACUAAUACUAAGGUUAUGAACAUGGAGGAGUCCAAUGGAAGCUUGGCAGCAGAAUUCAGACACCUGCAACCAAAGGAGCUGAAGGCUACAGGCAACAGAACAAACGACGGUCCUCUCAUAGUGACAGAGGAGCUCCACUCCAUCAGCUUUGAGACACAACUCUGUCAGCCAGGACUCCAGGUCAACCUGGAGACGACAUCCCUGCCCAUUGUGGUCAUCUCCAACAUUAGCCAGCUGCCCUGUGCCUGGGCCUCAGUCAUGUGGUACAACAUGUUGACCAGUGAGCCCAAGAAUCUGUCGUUCUUCCUGAGCCCUCCCGAGGCCACCUGGAGCCAGUUGUUGAAGGUGCUGAGCUGGCAGUUCUCCUCCGUAACCAAGCGAGGCCUCAACGACGAGCAGCUGAGCAUGCUGGGAGGCAAGCUCCUGGGUCGAGAGGCAGCAGGAAAUCCUAAUGGGCUCAUCCCCUGGACCAAGUUCUGCAAGAAUGUGAAUGGAAAGAGCUUUCCCUUCUGGCUGUGGAUCGAGGGAAUCCUGGACCUGAUCAAGAGACACCUGCUGUGUCUGUGGAAUGAUGGGUGCAUCAUGGGCUUUGUCAGUAAGGAGAGAGAGAAGGCCCUGCUGAAGGACAAGAAGCCUGGGACUUUCCUGCUGCGCUUCAGCGAGAGCAGCCGGGAGGGAGCCAUCACCUUUACCUGGGUAGAGCACUCCAAUGACGACGUCCAUUUCCGAACGGUGGAGCCCUACACUAAGAAGGAGCUGGCCGCCGUCUCCUUCGCUGACAUCCUCCACAAUUACAAGGUGAUGGCUGCCGAGAACAUCCCUGAGAACCCUCUCGUCUACCUCUACCCAAGCAUCCCCAAAGACAGCGCCUUAGCACGCUACUACACCCGCCCCACAGAAGCUGCUGAGCCAAUGGAGAUGGAGAGUGAGUCUGAGGCUGGCUACAUUAAGAAAGAACUUAUCUCUGUGUCUGAAGUGACUGUGAAAAGACCCCUGGUGGAAUGUCUGGUGGGCCACCCCUCCAGACUACAGGAUACCCUGCUGCCCAUGAGUCCUGAAGUGUACGGAGAACUGACCACGAUUAUGAACCCUGAAAUUGAUACUGUGAUGUGCACUGCCUUCCCAAACUAACCUGCCCUCUUCAGGCAGCGCCCUUGGAAAAACUUGUUACCCCCCGAGCUGAUCUGAAGACAUCCCAGAAAAAGGAUGGUAUUUAAGUUUAAGACAUUUGUUGGGUUUCCUUUGUAAAUACAACUAAAACUGUAUACAUACCGAGUCUGUCGUUUAAUGUACAUGCAUGAGAUUUUGGGGCUUCAAAUCCAGCUGUUUGUAAUAAGGAAUGUCAUUCUAUGUGACUUGUGGGACACGGUAAUAUUUUGUGAAUGCAUAUGUAGUGUGUAAUAACUUAUAAAGUGAAACGGUUAAGCCGUUAUACUGUGAGCUUCAAAAGUAUUGGGACA